This is a messenger RNA of Notechis scutatus (mainland tiger snake), 653 nucleotides long. The record is from RefSeq and is a predicted model, not a curated record. Lineage: Eukaryota; Metazoa; Chordata; Lepidosauria; Squamata; Elapidae.
AUGUUUUGGUCCUCGUGAAGAAAAGGGCCCCACCAGCACCUCCCAAAAUGGCCGAGGUCUCUGCCGAGGAAAAGCGGAAGCAGGAACAGAAGGCGCCCGACAAAGAGGCGAUCCUGAAAGCCACCACCAACCUCCCCUCCCACAGCGUGGAUCGGAGCGUGGCCCAUCACAACAUGAGAGACUUUCAGACGGAGCUUCGGAAAAUCUUGGUCUCACUCAUCGAAGUGGCCCAGAAGCUGUUAGCACUGAAUCCAAAUGCUGUCGAACUCUUCAAGAAGGCAAAUGCCAUGUUGGAUGAGGACGAGGAUGACCGAGUGGACGAAAUCGCUCUGCGCCAGCUGACCGAAAUGGGCUUCCCUGAGAGCAGAGCCAUCAAAGCCCUUCGCCUCAGCCACAUGUCUGUGACUCAGGCCAUGGAGUGGCUCAUCGAGCAUGCCGAUGACCCCACAGUCGACGCCCCCAUGCCAGGCCACGUCCCCGUGGAAAGCGCAGGCGAAGAAGUGGGGCUGGCCGUCCCCCAGGCAGUCAAUGGGGCCAGCUCAGCAGAGGAGCUGAAGGACGAGCUGACGGAAAUAUUCAAGAAGAUACGGAGGAAACGAGAGUUCCGUCCGGAUCCGCGGGUACUCUCCCUGCUCCGGGUUUUCCCACUCACC